Molecule: messenger RNA, 1749 nt
Organism: Naumovozyma castellii
Lineage: Eukaryota; Fungi; Ascomycota; Saccharomycetes; Saccharomycetales; Saccharomycetaceae
Gene: HO
Product: Hop
Exons: 1
Coding region: 1-1749 (582 amino acids)
Source: RefSeq, a predicted model, not a curated record
AUGAUCGAAGAAGGCACUAGAAUAAUAAUGGCCGAUGGUCAAAUAAAGGAUAUCGCUGACGUAACAGUCAAUUCAUAUGUAAUGUGUGAAGAUGGUUCAUCAUCAAGGGUAACUUCCGUCUCCAAAGAUGUCCAAACUGUUUAUAAUGUCACUCAGCGUACGAGACACCGAGCAUAUGAGGGUGAACCGGGAAGAAUUGAUCCACUGCGCAGACAAAUUUAUCAAAGAUUGGAAAUUAAUUGUACGGCAACGCAUCGAUUGAAUUUAAGAACUUUGACCAAGCCAACCUUGGAAAAUUCAUUCAAGAGAAACCAUUACGUUGUGAAAUGGAAACGGAUGCAUAACGUAACAACUAUUGAUGGAAGAGUUAUUAGUAUUCCUAAAAUUCAUCAUAAAGAUUUUUUAAUGACUCCAGAGGGAGAGGUCGCGGCUAAAUUAUUUUUGACACAGUUGCAGGAAGAAUUUGGCCCACAAUUCAAUUAUAAUCUGGAACUUAGAGAUAUCGACUAUUUGAGCACACAAAUAUGUCAAACAACAAUGUUGCACUACACUCCAUUAUUGACUGGUAAUGGUAUAUUGUCCGAAUUUUUAACGGGCCAAAAACAUCUUAUUACACCAUACACAUUGAGUAUGGCAUGGCUUUUGGGACUUUGGCUAGGUGAUGGUACUACUAAAAAACCUGAAAUAUCUGUCGAUAGUAUUGAUACUAACCUGAUGCAUAGUUUAAUUCAAUUAGGUAGUUUAUGGGGAUUGGAUGCAGUAUAUAAGGAAUGCCCAGUACCACUUAGAGCCAAACAUGUUCGUUUAUAUUACGGUAAGGGAUCCCCAAAGGAAAGAAAAUUUAGGAAAGAUAAUAUAUUUUGGAAUAUCUUAUUGGAUUUAAGAUUCAAAAGAGAAGACGACGGUGUCAAACAAAUUCCUGAAUUUAUGUGGACAGAAGACGUAGAAAUUAGAGAAGCUCUCUUAGCUGGGCUAAUUGAUUCAGAUGGUUAUGUUAUGAAAACAACUCCAAAUUCAGAUAUUUUCAUAGUCAGUAUUCCAACAAUCUAUCCAUCAAUCAUGGAGGGUAUUGUCAACAUUGCUCGUUCGCUAGGUAUGACAGCUACCGUAACAACUAAGUCAGCUAAACAAAAUGUCAUUGAAAAUCGCCAAAUCCAAUGUAAAUUUGCUUACGAAUGUACAAUUUCGGGGAAGACGUCCUUACAGAAUGUUUUAUCCUACUGUCGUAGUGGUUUAAAACAUAGAGAACCACCCGAGGAAGUGAUAAGAAAUCCAGUCUAUUUCGGUUUCAAUAUUGAACCAAGUUCUCAAAAGAAUACUGUCGGUCUUGCCAUAGAGGAUAAUAAGCAAAUCUUGUUGGAAAACAAAAUCUGUAUCCCUGUCUGCACAAAGCAAUGUGAAAAGGAGCAGCCAAAACUAACGGUAACGAAGAAUUUAAAACAAUGUAUUGCGUGCCCAAGAAAGGGAGUGAGGUACUUUUAUAAAGACUGGACUGGGGAUCAUCGUGUCUGUGCAAGAUGUCACGGGCGCUAUAAAUUUAGUGGGCAUCGAUGCUUAAAUUGUAAAUAUGUACCAGAAGCUCGUGAAGUCCGAAAAGCGGUAGCAAAGGGGCCCAAAGCAAUAGUUUCACCAGAUGGCAUCGUGGUCAGAGGGCUAGAAUGUAUCAGAUGUAGUGGAAUCCUAGUAUUUGAUGAAAUUAGAGGUCCUAAAAAGAUAAACGCUUCUCCCAAUCCCAUUAUGGCUAUUUGA